Molecule: messenger RNA, 1032 nt
Organism: Melampsora larici-populina 98AG31
Lineage: Eukaryota; Fungi; Basidiomycota; Pucciniomycetes; Pucciniales; Melampsoraceae
Exons: 7
Coding region: 1-1032 (343 amino acids)
Source: RefSeq, a predicted model, not a curated record
AUGGUUCAUGUGUAUGGGUUUGUGAUUGUUUCGAUUACCGUACCAUUUUCCAUAGAUAUGACGGGAGUCCGUUCGCCAAAAAGGUCAGGAUACUUUUGGCGGAAGAUCCCAUAUUAUAUGGUUCCAGUGUCUAGAAUUCCACCUCGCCCAGAGCUUCAAUUGAUAGGGAUCGACUAUCGCAAGAUCCCGGUCUUGGCCAUCAAUGAUACUGUCUAUUGCGAUACAUUUAUGAUUGCUCAAGCCCUGGAAGAGUGUCAUCCAGUUUCGCAAUCGCAUCCCAGUUUAUACCCUAAAAACUUGUCGACCGGAAGGGCAGAAAAUGCAGGUCUUCAAAAACUUUUAGUUCAGUUUUGGACCGAUCGUUCUAUGUUUUCUGUCGCGGCUGGAUUGCUCCCUUGGAAAUUAUUUCCCAAAGAGUUCAUCAAAGAUCGUUCAAGUUUUCGGGCGACAGAGAUUGAUCCAAACAAGAUGGAGCAGCUAAAACCAUUCACCCUCUCGCAAUUCCAGCUUCACCUUGAGUUACUGGAACAACAAUUAAAUGGGAACGAGACUGAAUAUCUCCUGAACACCGCUCAUCCUGGUUACAUUGACGUUUCGGCAUUUUUCCUCCUUCACUGGCUUGGCGAAGUAGGCAUGAAGGAAAAAAUCUUUGGUGAAAACGAAUUCCCGAGUGUGCAGAAGUGGAUGAUGCGCGUAGAGAAAUACCACGAGAGCCAACAACGAAGUUCACCAUGCACGAAGAUCACCGGUCAAAGAGCAAAUGAACUGAUUGGCACUCCUCCGCUUCAGUCUCUAUCUUCAUCCUCAGACGCUCGAUUAUUUGGUCUUGGGACAGACGUGGCGGUUGUCCCAGAAGACUCGGGUAAGAUUCCAACCUAUGGUAAACUCGUAGGAAUCGAUCGACAACGCAUCCUGCUGGAUGUUCAAAGGCGUGACGGUUCCGGAAGAAGCUGUCGGGUUUGCUUUCCCCGGCUUGGGUUUUUGAUCUUGCCGCAUGAUUCAAAAAGAACUGUUGGGUUUGGCAAGCUGUGA